Cervus elaphus (red deer) is the source of this 5289-nucleotide messenger RNA. RefSeq names its product transmembrane protein 241 (gene SLC35D4). Gene Ontology annotation, molecular function: antiporter activity. The record is from RefSeq and is a predicted model, not a curated record. The transcript is spliced from 16 exons. Bases 95 to 1015 code for a protein of 306 amino acids. Gene Ontology annotation, cellular component: Golgi apparatus. NCBI's taxonomy places the organism in Eukaryota, Metazoa, Chordata, Mammalia, Artiodactyla, Cervidae.
CACGUGGCGGUCCUGGCAGCAAGGGCUGUGGCCCGGCUCUGGUGGCGGCAGUGGGGCUUCUGGGGGGUCCCUGGGAAGGGGCGCAAGUUAGCAGAUGUGCGUGAAGAAGUGUCUGGUCGGCCUCACGUUUUGUACCUGCUACCUGGCUUCUUACCUCACGAACAAGUAUGUCCUGUCUGUCUUGAAAUUUACCUACCCUACGUUAUUCCAAGGGUGGCAGACACUGGUUGCUGGGCUUCUGCUUCACGUGUCAUGGAAGCUGGGCUGGGUGGAGAUCAACAGACGUUCAAGAUCUGAUGUUUUGACAUGGCUUCCUGCUUCAGUGCUAUUUGUGGGUAUCAUCUAUGCUGGUUCCAGAGCACUGUCCAGACUGGCCAUUCCUGUGUUUCUCACUUUGCAUAAUGCAGCCGAAGUUAUCAUCUGUGGGCACCAGAAGUGUUUUCGGAAAGAGAAAACUUCUCCUGCAAAGAUUUGUAGUGCCCUCUUCCUCCUGGCCGCCGCCGGGUGCCUGCCCUUCAAUGACUCCCAGUUUGAUCCAGAUGGAUAUUUCUGGGCUGUAAUUCACUUACUCUGUAUAGGGGCUUAUAAGAUACUACAGAAAUCCCAGAAACCCAACAAGUUAAGUGACAUUGACCAGCAGUACUUAAACUAUCUAUUCAGCGUGGUGCUCCUGACUUUAGCAGCUCACCCCACAGGUGACCUCCUCAGCGUCCUGGACUUUCCGUUGCUGUAUUUCUACGGAUUCCACGGCAGCUGUUGUGCCAGCGGAUUUUUAGGAUUCUUUCUCAUGUUCAGCACCAUGAAACUAAAAAGCCUUAUGGCCCCGGGGCAGUGCGCAGCCUGGAUUUUCUUUGCUAAGAUGAUCACGUCUGGCUUAUCGAUGUUGCUGUUUGAUAUAAUUCUGACCAAGGAAACCAUGGGAUGCCAGCAUUCAGGAAGCAGAACCUCACCAGGACACCUUUCAGCCACUCAUCCACACAAGAGUAACCACGAUUUCAAAUUAUUCAACAUUUAGAAAUCAGGUGGUUUCCCUGUACAAGUCCAAAUCUCCAGAUUCUUUCAAAAAUAUGGAGCAGCUGAUAAGUUGGGCCUGCACGUCCAAACGGCAGCAGUUGCUGGAGUGGGUGGAGGUGGGUAGAAGCUGCACAGCCACCCCCCUGCAGCCCGGCUGAGGCUGAGGACCCUGUAACCACUGACACCCUCACCUCCAUUGCUUGUAUGUUCAUUCAUUCUACCAGAAGUGCUUACUGGGUUCUGUAGACAGAGUUCAAGACCCCAGCGAGGUCACCAUCCAGGAAACCAGGGUACACGUCAUUGUCCGUCUCCUUGGAUGGGCAGCAGCUUAGACGCACAAAAUAGCUCAUUGUCUAAAGAAGGUUUUUCGCCCUCAGUGCUGUAGACCUCUUUGCUGUGAGGGGCUGUCCUGCACCACAUGGAAUUUUCAGCAGCAAGCCCAAGUCCCACCUCACCAGGGGCCAGCAACACUCCCUUAAUUUCAGCAACCAGAAAACAUGUCCAGGCUCUGCCAAAGCUCCUCUCGUUGGCAGAAUCACCACAGUUGGGAAUCGCGGAUCUAAAGGUUUGUGGUGGUGCGUGGAGGAAACACCAUUUGAAAUUUCAGCAAGAUCUUAAAAGAACUUAUCUCCGCACUAGAGAUUUGGAUCAGCUCCAGGCUCAGGUCCUUGGCAGCCCUGCCACCCUCACUGUGUGCCUCCAUCAGCAGGUACCACAGGAGGUGACAGGUGUCCACUUCCUGCCUACCUGCUGGCUGAAGAUCCUCCAGGAAGGGGUUGUUUCAUUCACCUUUCUGUCUCUCUGUCUGGCACUGUUAGCUCAGUCAGUGGGUCCUGUACUCAAGAAAAAUGAUAAACCCACACCCCCAAUGUCGGUCAACUUUUAAAGCCUUUAAUUAAAAGCAACUGCUCUUGUCCAGCUAUCAUAUCUUCUUUUUAACAAUAAAAGCCCAGCAUUUUAAUAUCUGUUGCAAGUUCAGCAAUCUAAAUAUCCAGAUUCAUACUUAGUUAUUUGUUUUUAAAUUAACAACUUUCUAGAUUAUGUAUCAAUAUGAAUUCCCAGUAUUCCAAAAUUUUGGCAAAGGGCAAAAUUUUGGCAAAAAAUUUUGGCAAAACUCAACACAUUAAAAAAAAAAUAACUCUGAAGUGUGAGCGGUGUUUCUGUCGAGUAGAAUUAUUAAUAGUUGUCUGUGCUUCCUCUUUGAAUGCUCUUUAGAUGAGGAGAGUCGCUUUUCCCUGUGAAAUCGUUUAAGUACAAGGAGAGAAAGGAAUCACCAAAACACAGCCUCUUUGUUUGUAGGAUUUGGUGAUCAACUUUUCAUUUUUACCCAUCAUUCACUGGGCUUGCCAUUGACCCUGGGUUACAAACAUGAUGGUCACUUCAACUUGAUCCCAGUCUCAACCUCACCUUUAGAGAAUGGUCUUAUAUCAUCUCUGAGUAAAGAUGUCUUUGCCUUUAGUUUUAGGGGAAUGCUUAGAGACUGCUGAAGUCUAUUUGUAGAGAGAGUGAAUUUCGGAGUAAAGAAAGAACUUCCUCCAACAUACCCCAAAGUGCAGCUAGGAUCACAGUGUCUGCAGUUUUUCAGCUGAAUUAAGAAUCUGAAACCUCUUCUUUAAAAUGCUGAGAAAGACCUUCUGAAUAACUACACUCAUUACCUUUCCACACAGAGUAAUUAAUCAGAUUGUAAAUCGUCACUCAGCAAGCCCCCAAGGGAGUGGUGCAUUCAUUUUGGUGAGGAAAGAGAGAAAAAAAUAGUUUGGAAUCCAGAUGGAAAAGUGGGGAGCAGGUAUAAGAAUUCCAUCACUCAUUGAGCAAAUAUUUAUUGGGUGUUGUGUUAAGUGCUAGGCCUACAGCUGAAAAAAGGAUACAGUCUCUGUCCUCAGUCUGGAAAGUUCCAUAGGAAUUCAUUGAAUCACCACAAUAAUAAAUGUAAGUUCGAGAUGGGGCCUUUGGCUCCUGAUAAGAGAGAAGAGAAAGAGUGGAGAGACGUUGAAAAUAAAUAACCCCCUGGAAGAGAAUUGUGUGAUGACUAUUUCUGGCUGGCUCUGCAAUCUGAAUGUUUAUGCCUUCGUUACAUGAAGUUUGUUCAUUUCAGGAAUGAUGGGGAUUACAAGAUUUGCAAACAGUUCAGUAAAGCUCUGACUUAAACAGCUGUAAUGCUAUUAAGAUUCCUGCACCCCGUGUCAGCGUCUCCCGCUGUUUAGAAAACAGCAUCAAAGCUCACCUCCCUGGCGCUCUUAACGGUAAACGGAACCAGGUUUGUUUUCAUGUCAGCAUUCUCUAAAGCCACUCGGUGUUUCAUUAAAUCACUAAACCAAGGGGAUGCAAUGCAAGGUUAUUACGCUGUAGCAUUGUUCUAAGGCUGGGGGAGGGAGGGUGGCAAAGAGCCAGCCGAAACCCUGUUCUCCCCGGUGAUUAAGGAAGAUUAGUGGAAAUGACUGACCCCCUGUUACAUUUGCAGAAAUAAAACUUCCCAAGUCAAAGUUCUGUACUGAUCUCGCAUCAGGUCACGGUGACUCUGUGCUCAUCCAGGGAUUUAAGAAGACGGUGUGUGUGUUCUUGAAGGAAUGCAGAAGGAAACAGCAGAUCGGCUUAGAAGGCAAAAGUGGGUCUUUAGAAAUGAGCCUGUGUACAGAACAGGCUUCCCAGGUGCCUCAGUGGUAAAGAAUCUGCCUGUCAAUGCAGGAGACACAAGAGACGCAAGUUCGAUCUCUGGAUUAGGAAGAUCUUCCCUGGCGGAGGAAAUGGCAAUUUUGCCAUUUCAUUUCAUUUUCAGUAUUCUUGCCUGGAAAAUUCCAUGGACAGAGAGCCUGGUGGGCUACAGUCCACAGGGUGGCAAAGAGUUCAGACACGACGGCACACACUCAUUGUGUACAGAACAAAUGGCUUCCCCUUCCUGGGUCCUUCUUCAUCCAAAAAGAAGAGGUGAUAGAACCCACCAGCAUCUAGGUCUGCCCCCAAACUAGACCAGGGACAAGCCCAGUGGAGUCGUGUUAAAAAAUAGUCUUUUGGAAUUUGGUCCCCAGUUUCUCCCAGAAGCAAUGCUAUAAAUGACGAGUAUAUAUCUAGGAAAGUCCUCUGAAAUUUGUUUUGUUUGUAACAAACUUCAGCUACAUUAUUCUGAAUUCAGUGUGUGUUAGAGAGAAUUUGUUGACUUAUUGUCACUAUUUGUAAUACUUCUGAUUGGGGAACUAAGAUCCCACAUGCCAUGUGGUGCAGCCAAAAAGAAAACCCCCAAAAACCAAGAAACACCUGAGCACAGUUUGAACUCAGCUUAUUGUUUUCCUGUUCCCACUUAGUUCACUCCUUUAUUGGAAGUGGUUCAUGGUAGAUGUUAUCUUUAGGUCAUAGUCACCCCCAUAGGUGACUUUUUUUCACUGAGAACAGAAUAUACACGGCCUAAGUGUAUCUCAUACAUUUGAUGCCUUAGACAUAUGUUAGGACCAUGGAGGCGCCACUACCCAAGUAUGAGUGUGUUGUGCGUGGGUAUGUAUGAUGAGUAGGUAUAUAGGAAGAGUGGGAUGCUGGGGGGUAAAUGGAGAAAAAAGGAAGAAGAAGGUGGCAUCGAAAGGGCUGUUGGCACCUCUGAACAAGAGCACUUCAUCCUCAGAAACCCCCUUCACAAGCCUUUACUCUAGGCCCAGCCUGGGCCUCAGAGGUGCUUUGGGGGAAGAAUGAUGGGGGCUUCAGACAGAUACCGAGUGUCUACUGAGAAGUUUAAAAUAGAAAAUGUGCAAACCUUUGAAUGUGUUACAUUUUAGGCAUGUGAAAUCCACCUCUUUCUCACAGUCUUAUGUUCUGCUGUUUUUCAUUUUCAUUUUCACUGACCGUAGAUCUUUCUGCUGUGGUGGGAAAUUCAUGCGUCCCCAUUUGUAUUUUGUCUUUAAAUGUUCUGUUAGUCUAAAUGAAAUAAAAGGGUUCAGAGACUGUCAAUAAUCAUAGGAUUAUGGAUACAUGCAUGGUUUCCUAUCCAUCACUGUAGCAAAAUGUACCAGUGGGAAGCCCUCCUCCUAUGUUUGUGCCAGAGAGCAGUAAGGAAGUGCAGUCACCAUCACCUGGUCAGGAUGGUUGGGACACGUCACCUUUCUCCCUGAGGGACAGCUGAGGUUUACCCUGGACGACUGGGCAGUCCAGGACCUGACUUGAAGUCAGGCAGUGUGGGCAGGGGACAGGAUGCUCAGCUGCAUGAUGAGGAAGCAUCACUUGCCCUGCGGUAGGUGGACACCAGGCAACUUCACACGUCCACAGCCUCUAGGUUCCCAAGAGGGCAAAGCU